This is a messenger RNA of Botrytis sinoallii, 708 nucleotides long. RefSeq lists its product as uncharacterized. Lineage: Eukaryota; Fungi; Ascomycota; Leotiomycetes; Helotiales; Sclerotiniaceae. The record is from RefSeq and is a predicted model, not a curated record. The transcript has a single exon. Bases 1 to 708 code for a protein of 235 amino acids.
AUGAUGGCAGGACAUCACCACCACCACGGACAUUCAAGCCAUCGGCGCGGUAAACACGAUGGCACGAAAAGAGCUGAAGAACAACGCGAUGACCAGGAAUACCGAGAGAGAAUGAUUAAGGAGUUGAAAGAGCGUAGAGGUAGAAAAGAAAGACGCAGAAGGGCUCGAGAAGCGCUUGAGUCUGAGACGGGUAAACCAUGGUGGUUUGAAAUGAAUGAUUCGGAGGAUCAAGCCCGGAAAUGGAUGGUCGAAGAAAGAGAAGACAAGGAGUUACGUAACGCUGACGAAUGGAACAAGGCUCAAGAGUUAAAGAAGAUUACUGGAUUCUUUUACGAUAAAGAACGGAAACGUUUCGCUUUGGCUGAAGUGGAGAGCAAAUGGAAUACUACUAAGGCAAAGAGAGAUGUAAAAAAGAGAGAAAGAGAUCAAAUACUUGAAGAAGCAUGGAAUCGCGAGUUCUUCCGCUGGAACGACGAGCUGGAUAUUGCAGGUAGCAACGACGACCGAUACGAAACACCUGAUGAAGACGGUGUUAUUUGGUCCCCUCAAAGCCUUUUAGAUAUCAAUAAUGAUAUUAGAAAGAGGCAUCUCGCAAGAUGCAUGCCAAGUCUUCAAAAGCCUGAUUCUAGAGGUACACACUGCAAGGACUGCGAAGAUGAACAAGAGGUUGGUCAUUUCUGGGAUGAGGUCCGCAGGCUCGGACUCUAA